Schistocerca piceifrons (Central American locust) is the source of this 1993-nucleotide messenger RNA. RefSeq names its product transport and Golgi organization 2 homolog (gene Tango2). Lineage: Eukaryota; Metazoa; Arthropoda; Insecta; Orthoptera; Acrididae. The record is from RefSeq and is a predicted model, not a curated record. Gene Ontology annotation, cellular component: Golgi apparatus. The transcript is spliced from 6 exons. The coding region runs from base 276 to 1133 and encodes 285 amino acids. Gene Ontology annotation, biological process: protein secretion; Golgi organization.
UAGCUCGUAUUGGCAGGACAUGUUGCGGAUUUUGCGAUCCGUACAACUUUACAGCCUGCUGAGACUCAGAGAAGAGUUGUUACCUCAAUCACACUUAAUGAAGGUGUAGUGCCGACGUAAGAAAAUAAUCUAAAGUCUCUGCUAUGCUAUCUACAUUCAGUGAGACAAUGCUCUCGUAAACUUAUACAACGCCAAGUUGACAAAAGUAAACAGUGAGCUAUUAGCCAGUCUCAGAUUCCUACAGAGCAUUAGUUACUCCGUUUAUAACAGGGAUAAUGUGCAUUUUAUUCCUUCACACUCAGACCUCCUCAACAGCUGGCCGUUUUCGCCUUAUUCUGGCUGCAAACCGUGAUGAGUACUACAUACGCCCAGCUCUGCCUAUUCACUUCUGGAAAGAAGAUGAGACUGUAAUAGGAGGUCGUGACUUGGAGCCUGGUAAAGAGGGAGGCACAUGGCUUGCUCUUUCAGCAAAGAAUGGAAAACUUGGUGCGUUACUCAAUAUCAUGAUGCCAGGCGGCAAGCAUCCUCCACAUCUAUUAGGAAGAGGUAGUCUUCUUGCCAAUUUUGUGCGUAAUAAUGUUUCCUGCAGCAAAUAUCUGCAAGAAGUGGCAGGGAAUGGUGCAAAUUAUCGCCCUUUCAAUCUUCUCACAUUACACUUGAGGAAAAAUGAUGCUGACAUGUAUGUGUAUUCAAAUGUUGGUAGUCAAGGUGAACCCAUUAAAAUAACUGAAAACUGCUUUGGAAUCAGUAACAGUGAGUUCAAUACUCCAUUCCUCAAAGUGACAGCAGGCACCGAAAGAUUUAAACAAAUUGUCCAGAACUAUGGUGAUAUAACAAACAAGGAUUCCCUAAUAAAUGAACUGCACACUUUUCUACAGUGGAAGGAAAGUCAUUUUCCUGACCCUGUACUCACUGAACGUGCCCCUCAAGUGACACCAGAAUUUCUAUUGCCACUAAGCUCAGUAUUCGUAAAUAAUAUGAACCGUUCAUAUGGAACAAGAGCACACAGUAUAAUUCUUAUGGAUGAUGAAGGACAUACUGACUUUUACGAGUGGUCAAUGAAAUGCCCUAUUGAGGCUACCAAUCCUGUUUGGGAAUACAAUCAUCUAACAUGUCAAGUACAUUUGCAGUAAAUAGGAAAUAAAUAGAUACUUUUAUUAUUACACAGCCCUUCUCAAUCAUUUCUCAUAACUGUGUCUCAUAUUUAUGGAUGAAAUUACAAAUAGUGUUAAUAAAAAGUCUAAUUUUAUAAUAGAAACUAAUACAAAAAUUUGAAACUUUGGGCAUAAAAUUAACAAUGGAAUGGAUAAAGACAACUACUCACUGUAGUGCAGAGACAUUGUUGAUAGUCACAUAAAAAAGAAAUUGAACAACAUUGUUCAGCUUUAAAACUUGUGUUAUUCUUCAGAAAACAUACAAGGACUAGGCGGAAAGGGAGAGAUAGCAAUGUAAAGAAAAGAAUAUGGCACCAGAGACAGCUGUCCUGAUGUGGGAAGAGCUAGUUGUGUAUAAUGGGAAUGAGGGGUGAAAUUACGAGGGGAAGACGAGUCAGAGCAGAGGGGACCUGCUGAGGAAAGUGCUGUUGAUGGUCUACAGACCUACAAAUCUAACUAAAUGGCUGUUAGUGGAAAGUGAUAAACUGAUGGUGCAUAUGCUUAUGUGGGGAAAAGGGGUGAGAAUGGGGUGCAGAAAACAGGGUGACAACAGGAGUUUGUUGUAGAACACAAUAUAUCCAGUCCACAUGUUAUAAAGGUGUUUUGCUCCCCUCCCCCCAAUCCCCUCCCCUGCACAACACGCACAGCUUAUGUCUAAAAUAUGACGAUGAAAAGCAUAUAGAAGAGGUUGACAGUGUUAAAUUCUUUGAAUUAGAACUUGAAAAUACAUUAUAUUGGGAGGUUGUACCACUGAAGUGCUGAAGCAUCUAAACAAGCUUUUAUUUGCAAUGCAGAUGUUGUCAGAAAUAUAUGUCACAAAAAUAAACAAGCUAACAUAC